AUGGGUGAUCUAUACGUGCCAUCUUAUUUUGAAAAAUCACCCCGAUCGUUGUUUGAUUCAACUUUUCAGGCUGAGAAUGUUUUACUUCGUGAACCCUAUCCAUCUACUGAUGNUGAUGUCUUUCUCACCGAUUUCGGUUUGGCAACUGAACUAACUGAGGACAAGCAACAACGGGAAUUGGCUGGCACCCCGGAUUAUGCGGGUAAGUUUCGAACUAAAAUGGACUGA
This is a messenger RNA of Echinostoma caproni, 228 nucleotides long. NCBI's taxonomy places the organism in Eukaryota, Metazoa, Platyhelminthes, Trematoda, Plagiorchiida, Echinostomatidae. The record is from the annotation of a GenBank genome assembly.